GUGAUGCACUGUGGGAAGCAUAAUGUCGACAUAGCAACCAGGCGACAGAGCCACCAACCUACUUUUCCUGCCCCCCGUUUCGGAUUUGUUUUGCUGGGCUUUUCUGUGUUUAUAUUGCUUUGCUUUGCUCUUGACUGGUGUCAUGAACGCGGCGGUGGUGAAAAAGACCCAGGACUCGCUGGGCAAAGUGAUCAGGAAACCGCCGCUGACGGACAAACUGCUAAACAAGCCUCCGUUUCGUUACCUCCACGACAUCUUCAGUGAGGUCAUCAGGGCCACUGGUUUUAUGAAAGGCCUGUAUGGAGAGAAUGAGAUGAAGUCAGAUAAUGUUAAGGAUAAGGAUUCCAAGAUAGCCUUCCUCCAGAAAGCCAUAGAUGUCGUAAUGCUGGUGAUGAGUGAGCCCUUGGCAGCCAAGCCAGCACGUAUCGUGGCCGGCCAGGAGCCAGAGAAAACCAAUGAGCUGCUGCAGGCCAUCGCCAGGUGCUGCCUCAACAAGAUGUCCAGUGACGAUGCAGUUAAGCGAGUACUUGCAGGAGAAAAGGUGGACAUCAAGACCAAAGCCAGCACCUCCAGGUCCCAGGACAAGGAGAACAGGGAAGGACGUGAGCGUCAUUUGGACAAAGACGAAAAGAAAAAGAUAACGGAGCGCAGUGGAAGUCGUGACCAGAAGGAACCAGACCAGCCUAAAGAGCAGGAGAGUCAGCACAGAGACAGAGAGAAAGAGCACCAACGGGACAGGGAGCGCUCUGACAAACGCCACCGCAGUGAACAGGAUCGCGACAAAGACCGUGACAAAGACAAGAGUCGAGAUCGGGAAAGAGAGCGGGACAAAGGACGAGCCAAAGACAAGGGGAAGGACCGAGAGAGGGACCGAGAACGGGAAACGGACAAGGAGAAGGGUAAAGAGCGAGAAAAGACAAAGGAGAGGGAUUCCCGCAAAGAUGUGGAAAGAGACAAGGAAAAACGAAGAGACAAAGAGCGAGAGAAAGACAAAGAGCGUCACAAAGAGGGGGAAGAGAGGAACAAAAGUAUGGAGAAUGGCAAUGUCAAGACCAGAUUAUCAGAGGAACCAGAGCAAAAACCCAGCUCCCAGGAGCCCAGCACAACAGCCAAACCUGAUCAAAAACCAACAGAAGAGCCUGCAGAAGCAGUUGAAAACCAGUCACUGUCCGACAGUCCUGCUAGAAUACCUCGACCUUCAUCUGCCAAAGGGCAGCGGCGGAGACCCAAAAUUGGAGGCCAAGAUGAAUCUGACAGUGAGGGAGAUGGAGAUGCACCGUUAGCAGAUGUUUCAGGCUUCUCCGUGCCAUCUGACAUGGCUUCGAGCAACAGACGGAUGGCGCGACCUAGCAGUGCUCGCCCUGCACCUCCUCGAGUCAAGAGACAGGAGAGUUACACUGACGGGACCACAGCGGAGAGAUUGUCUAGUGCCAAGCCGCCAGCACCGGUUAUCAUAGAUGGGAAGAAGCUGUCAGAGGAUGAAGAUGAGCAAUUUCUUGUGGAGGAGGCUGCAGCUCCUCCCUCAGAAGCUCCUGAGAUGGAAAUGGAUCCUGCACGAGAGCUCGACGGCGAAGAGAAACAUGGUGGUCUUGUGAAAAAGAUCCUUGAGACCAAGAAAGACUAUGAACUGUCACCAUCCUCCCCCAAAUCUAAACAGCAGAAAUGGGUGUCUGAAGCAGCGAGGAAGGAGGAGCGGGACAUUGUGAUAAGGGACAUUGAGCGCGUGCGCUCGUCCAUCCAGACUGUGUGCCGAAACUCCCUGCCUUUGGGUAAGAUCAUGGACUAUUUCCAGGAGGACAGGGACGCCAUGCAGGCCGAAUGGUACACAUGGCAACAGGAGAACAAGGAGCUCGCCCAGGCCUUGUUGGAGGAGCAGAGAGCCACAGACCUGGCGUUGGACCCUCUCAAAGCAGAACUGGCUGAGCUGGAGCAGCAGAUCAAGGACCAGCAGGACAAGAUUUGUGCUGUAAGAUUCAACAUACUGAAGAAUGAAGAGAAGAUCCAGAAGAUGGUGACGGGAAUCAACUCUUUCAAAACCUGAAAGUGAGAAACAAGGUCUAAAGAACAGAAAAGAAAAAGAAACACUUUUAUAAAUGCACUGAAGUCUAUUGUAGUCGUGAACAGAUUGUCUUAGAGAGAGAUCAUGAGGGAUGAGCUGAUAUUUGAACAGGAAGUGGACUUAGACAGAUGACUAUAUGGAUAAAUUAAACUGAUCUUCCUGCUCUGCACACCAACCUAACCCCAGAGGUUCCUCCUCUUCUGUAACGGUGCCUUUGUGGAAUGAGCCAUUGCUCAGCUCACGAGAGUUGGACCAAAUUGCUGCAUUUGAUGCUUGACAUUGCCACACAUUCACAUAUGAUUAGGUAUUAAUCAGGUUUCAAAAUGUACUUCCACAUUUUUAUUAACAAUAAUAAUAAUAAUAAUAAUAAUAAUGAAAAAGAGAGCGUUUUGAGCAGAGAAACAGAGAAACUUCUACCUGCGCGUGUGCUUAGAGUUGUAAGCAUGCUUGUGUUCUGGUUCCUCCGUCCAUCUGCUGCAGUGCAAUUUGAUUAUAGCACUACAAGAUUUAAAUGUAAUCGUUGCACAUUCAGCUGGUUGGAAACAGGAGACCAGCUGAGAUGUGUGUGUGUGAGUUUUAUAUAUCGAGGGUCUAUAGAGACCGAGCUGACUGAUAUGAUUGUUGAAUGAAUGUACAAGAUUGUUUUAAAAAUUAUGUCCCGGUAAGCUAUCCCCCACUUACUUAAAGGGAGGCUUUCGAUUCUCAGCAACAACAACUUUCUCCCAUGUCUUAAAACAAAAACAAAGCUCAUAUAUGGUUUAUUGCAUCCAUGCUUCCAUUUUUGAGGCACUGUGGCACUUUGAUGUGAAGUGAAAUAAAAGGAGGAAUUUUUGAAUUUUUUUUUUGUGAAAGCUUUUGGCAGCAAAGCAGUGUUACACAAUUUCUCUUAGAAAUAUCCUAUAAAACAUUUCAAAAGGCACAAUAACUAAUUUACACUUAUUUGUACUAUAGAUUUUUGCCAAACUCAUCCUUUUUUUGUCAUUAAGGACACAAUGUUUGGUUACAUGGCAACUUUUUGUGUUGAGAUUUCAAAUGUUAAUAAAUAAAAGAGAACUAAGAUAAUAAUUUGCUAGCUCUGUUUUUAGGUCUAUAAAAUGUGUUUGACACGUGUAGCUGAUAUGGAAAUCCAUCAGAAGCAAUACCAUACGUAUGGGCUGAUAACUGCAGUAAGAGAUUGUGUAGUAGAGAGUGAAAGUAACCACCGUCGCAGUUUUUCCAAUGUGUGAGUGAAAUACAAACGUUUUCUUGCAUAGUGGCCUCUCAGCCUAGACGACAACGCAGUUUACAUUUUUGUACAUUGUUGUUAAUACUUCCACGUGUGCAGUUGCUACCUCUGUUAGUUGUACUGCAGAAUAGCCUCACCACGGACAUAGACUGCCAGUGUUUGAAUAAUUAAACAUGCUGUGACGUCCUGGUCGAACUGAAGAAUGUAAUUUUUAUAUUUUAUGGCGAGUAAUAGCAGUCAUUAGAAUGACGUACAUUUUAAAUGGAACCAGAGCAGUCGGUCAAAAUCAUUUCAUAAUUUUAGCCUAAACAAAUAGCUUUAAAGCAGUGGAGGUGUGGAUAUCUACAGUGGUGAAAUGUUGCUUUGUGUUUAUCAAGUCUUUACUUCAACAUGCACGGUCAUUCGGUUCCAUUUAAUUCUCUUGUUUCAUCAGUAUUGUGUUGCGUUCAUCAAAUCUAAAAUGACAACAUUCAUGCAUUGAGAAAUGUAAUUUAAAAAAUCCUGUAAGCAAAAGUGGAAAGACCAUUCACACUGUACACUAUACAGUAUGUAUCAUGUCUUCUAGUUUCUCUUUAAACUGUAUAUUAUGUAUAUGUGGAAAUUGUAUUACAGUUCAGAUAAAUAUAUAUAUAAUUUUGUAGUGGAGUAAAAUAAAUGGUGAAAUUUCAA
Messenger RNA from Solea solea (common sole), 3953 nucleotides. RefSeq names its product TNF receptor-associated factor 3 interacting protein 1 (gene ift54). The record is from RefSeq and is a predicted model, not a curated record. Gene Ontology annotation, molecular function: microtubule binding. Gene Ontology annotation, biological process: cilium assembly; regulation of microtubule cytoskeleton organization; intraciliary transport. NCBI's taxonomy places the organism in Eukaryota, Metazoa, Chordata, Actinopteri, Pleuronectiformes, Soleidae. The transcript is spliced from 17 exons. The coding region runs from base 143 to 2041 and encodes 632 amino acids. Gene Ontology annotation, cellular component: intraciliary transport particle B; axoneme; centrosome.